Pipra filicauda (Wire-tailed manakin) is the source of this 11037-nucleotide messenger RNA. It is a transcript of the gene PRDM11, whose product is annotated as PR/SET domain 11. The record is from RefSeq and is a predicted model, not a curated record. The transcript has 8 exons. Gene Ontology annotation, biological process: regulation of transcription by RNA polymerase II. Gene Ontology annotation, molecular function: protein binding; DNA-binding transcription factor activity, RNA polymerase II-specific; RNA polymerase II cis-regulatory region sequence-specific DNA binding. Bases 97 to 3879 code for a protein of 1260 amino acids. Gene Ontology annotation, cellular component: nucleus. Lineage: Eukaryota; Metazoa; Chordata; Aves; Passeriformes; Pipridae.
GCCGGGCCGGACCGGGCCGGGCGGGCCGGCGGCACCUCCCCCCGGUUCGGGGGGUCCCCGGGCUCGGCCCCCGAACGCCCCUCUCUUCCGUUCUCCAUGUCAUUUCCUGUGCUAAUAAGAUGGUGGUCACGGCCGGGAGGGAGGGAGCCGCCGCUGCCGCCUCCGCCGAGCCCGGCCCGGCCCCGGGACCCGUCCUCGCCUGGGACUAGCCAGCGGGGCCGGCGGGGUGGGAGGGCGCAGCCAGCCGGGCUCCCCCCGCCCCUCCCAGGCGGAGCGGGCCCCCCGACGCCGAGGCGGGCUCCCCGCGCCCGCAGCGCCGAGAACAUGAGUGAGAACUUGAAGGACUGUUUGAUCCAGACCCAAGCUUCCUUAGGUGAGAUGGUGACGAUAAAAACAGAGGCCUGCUCUCCUUGCCGGGACCAGGAGUAUGGACAGCCUUGCUCUGGAAGGCCUGACCCACAGUCCAUAGAGAUGGAGCCCAAGAAACUGAAAGGGAAACGGGAUUUAAUCAUGACCAAGAGCUUUCAGCAAGUGGAUUUCUGGUUCUGCGAGUCCUGCCAGGAGUACUUCGUGGAUGAGUGUCCGAACCAUGGCCCCCCAGUGUUUGUGUCUGACACGCCAGUGCCUGUUGGCAUUCCUGACCGGGCAGCGCUGACCAUCCCUCCUGGAAUGGAGGUGGUUAAAGAGCCCAGUGGGGAGAACGAUGUGCGCUGUAUGAAUGAGGUGAUCCCCAAAGGUCACAUCUUCGGGCCGUACGAAGGGCAGAUCUCUAGCCAGGACAGGUCUGCAGGAUUCUUCUCGUGGCUGAUUGUUGAUAAGAACAACCGCUACAAAUCCAUUGAUGGGACAGAUGAAACCAAAGCAAACUGGAUGAGGUACGUCAUCAUCUCCCGGGAGGAGAGGGAGCAGAACCUGAUGGCCUUUCAGCACAGCGAGAGGAUUUACUUCCGUGCCUGCCGUGACAUCCACCCUGGGGAGAGGCUGCGGGUGUGGUACAGUGAGGAUUACAUGAAGCGGUUGCAUAGUAUGUCCCAGGAGACUAUCAACAGAAAUUUCACAAGUGGAGACAAAAAGUUACAGAGUGAAAAGUCAGAAAAGAACAUAGAAAAUCAAGAGGAUGCAAGGGGGCCACUCCACUUCACCACCUUAAAGCAAGGGAAGAGCCCCUACAAGCGCAGCUGUGACGAGGGGGAAUCCCACCCCCAUACAAAGAAAAAAAAGAUUGACCUCAUCUUCAAAGACGUCCUGGAGGCUUCUUUGGAGUCUGCCAAGUUUGAUGAGAACCAGUUAGCAACAAGUACACCACUUGCCAUCAGAAAAGCAUCUAAAUACCAGGCUGAAGACAUCUUUGAGCAGUGUGGCGGUGCCAUGCAGCACAGCUCCCUGAGCCUCAGCAGAAACCAGAGCGAAGGGGAAUGGAAGGUCCCCCACAGUUCCUCUUUCAUCUCAGCCAAGGAGGUGGGCAUCCUUGAAGAUGAGGAAGAAGAGCCCCUGUCACUCAAAGCAGACAGCCCAACCGAGUUGUCACUGGUCUCUGCACAAGGCAACUCCCAUGAAAUCCCCAGCACAUCCUUUUGCCCCAACUGCAUCCGGUUGAAGAGGAAAAUCCGGGAGCUACAGGCUGAGUUAGACAUGCUGAGAUCUGGGAAGUUACCUGAGCCACCCGUGUUACCGCCCCAGGUACCCGAGCUCCAAGAGUUCUCAGACCCCACAGCUUCAGAAAGCAUCAUCUCAGUUCCCACCAUCAUGGAGGACGAUGACCAAGAGGUGGAUUCUGCUGAUGAAUCAGUUUCCAAUGACAUGAUUGCUGCUACAGAUGAGCCUUCCAAGAUGUCUUCUGCGACAGGCCGGAGGAUACGGCGGUUCAAGCAAGAGUGGCUUAAAAAGUUUUGGUUUCUGCGGUACUCCCCAACACUGAAUGAAAUGUGGUGCCAUGUCUGUAGACAGUACACAGUGCAAUCCUCUCGGACUUCAGCCUUCAUCAUUGGCUCAAAGCAGUUCAAGAUACACACGAUAAAGCUUCACAGCCAGAGCAACCUCCACAAGAAGUGCCUGCAGCUUUACAAGCUCAGGAUGCACCCAGAGAAGACAGAAGAGAUGUGCCGAAAUAUGACCCUGCUCUUCAAUACAGCCUACCACUUGGCCCUAGAGGGCAGGCCCUACUAUGACUUUCGGCCUCUGGCGGAACUACUGAGAAAGUGUGAACUCAAGGUGGUGGAUCAGUACAUGAAUGAAGGAGACUGCCAAAUCUUAAUUCACCAUAUCGCCCGGGCUCUUCGAGAGGACCUGGUUGAACGCAUCCGGCAGUCUCCCUUCCUCAGCAUCAUUCUGGAUGGACAGAGCGAUGAUUUGCUUGCAGACACGGUUGCGGUCUAUGUGCAGUACACGAGCAGCGAUGGGCCUCCGGCAACUGAAUUCCUGUCCCUUCAGGAGCUGGGCUUUUCUACAACAGACAGUUACCUCCAAGCAUUAGACCGGGCUUUUUCCAGCCUGGGAAUACGACUGCAGGAUGAGAAGCCAACUGUUGGCUUGGGAGUUGAUGGUGCUAACAUUACUGCCAGUCUCAGAGCCAACUUGUUCAUGACAAUCAGAAAGACCUUGCCCUGGCUUCUCUGCCUGCCCUUUAUGGUGCAUAGACCCCACUUGGAAAUUCUGGAUGCCAUCAGUGGGAAGGAACUACCGUGUUUGGAGGAGCUGGAAAAUAAUUUGAAGCAGCUGCUCAGUUUCUACCGUUAUUCUCCCCGACUCAUGUGCGAGUUGAGAGUCACUGCUGCCACUCUGUGUGAGGAAACUGAGUUCUUGGGGGACAUUCGAGCAGUGAAGUGGAUCAUCGGGGAGCAGAAUGUGCUUAAUGCUCUAAUCAAGGAUUACCUUGAGGUUGUGGCCCAUCUCAAAGAUGUCAGUGGCCAGACCCAAAGGGCAGAUGCUUCUGCCAUUGCCUUGGCCCUCCUGCAGUUCCUGAUGGACUACCAGUCAAUUAAACUCAUCUACUUCCUGCUGGAUGUGAUUGCUGUGCUUUCACGCCUUGCCUACGUCUUCCAAGGGGAGUACCUUCUUGUGUCGCAGGUGGAUGAUAAAAUAGAGGAGGCCAUCCAGGAGAUCAGCCGGCUAGCAGACUCACCUGGGGAGUACUUGCAGGAGUUUGAGGAAAACUUCCGUGAAAGCUUUAAUGGCAUUGCUGUGAAAAACCUACGGGUGGCUGAAGCCAAAUUCCAGUCGAUCAGAGAAAAGAUCUGCCAAAAGACCCAGGUGAUCCUGGCCCAAAGGUUUGAUUCCCGCAGCCGGACAUUUGUGAAGGCCUGUCAGGUAUUUGACCUUGCAGCUUGGCCCAGAAGCACUGAUGAGCUCAUGAGCUAUGGGAAGGAGGAUAUGGUACAAAUAUUUGAACACCUGGAGACAGUCCCAUCAUUUUCCAGAGAGGUUUGCAGAGAGGGGAUGGACACCCGAGGGAGUCUGCUGAUGGAGUGGCGAGAACUCAAGGUGGAUUAUUAUACCAAAAACGGUUUUAAAGACUUGCUUAGUCACAUUUGUAAAUACAAACAGAGAUUUCCCCUCCUAAAUAAAAUAGUUCAGAUCCUCAAAGUCCUUCCCACCUCUUCGGCCUGCUGUGAGAAGGGGCGCACUGCCCUGCAGAGAGUGCGCAAGAACAACCGCUCUCGGCUCACGCUGGAGCAGCUCAGUGAUCUGUUGACAAUUGCUGUUAACGGGCCACCCAUUGCUAACUUUGAUUGCAAAAGGGCACUAGAUAGUUGGUUUGAGGAGAAGUCCGGUAAUAGUUACGCGCUGUCAGCAGAAAUGCUGAGCAGGAUGUCAUCUCUUGAUCAGAAGCCGAUGUUGCAGAGCAUGGACCAUGGCUCUGAGUUUUACCCUGAUAUUUAGGAAGGAAUGCCUCAGAUCAGAAAGCAGUUGAAUAAUUUUUUAAUCUAUACUCUAAACUUUGAUAUAUUAUAUAAAAUAUAUAUAUUAUCUAUAUUAAGGAAAAACCCACACUGAAAAUUUAAAAGUUAGACGAUGUGCGUCUGAUAGAAGCUAAGCAGAAUUUUAAAGAUUGAGACAAUGUUUAGACAUUUACUAGUGUCUCCAACCAUGGCAGCUGCAAUGUAGGUGGCAACAUUUCAUUCUUCAGAAGCAUGUGCUGGGGCCAUACUCUACAUGUUCAAACUUAACAAUCUAUAAGCUACACAACGGGUCUUUGUCAGCCUCAUCCUCCCGGUGGUUUCCUUUGUAUGUGUGUUGUCGGUUUGUUGGGUUUUGGGGUUUGUUUUGUUUUGGGGUUGUUUGUUUUUUUGUUUUCCCCUCAGUUUUAAUCUCUGCCUCUCCUUCCAUUGUUCAGUCCAGUUAUUGAGCCAUUUGAGCCUUUUGUUGGCAACCAUCACAUUUCUGAUUUCCGACAGAGCAUCCCGUGUGUUUAUGUUGCCCUAAGCUUCCCAGCUCCACCCAGUUCUCUUCAGUUGAAUGGAAGCUUUUUUCGCUCAAGAGAUUACUGGCAGGAGGGAAGAUCUGAGGGCAUGAUUUUGGGUUUUUAUUCUGACUUAGAAACAAAUGCCUCCAUUAAACUGUGAUGCCCCUUUCUCAGUUCUCCCUACCUUUGGGCUGUAGAGUAAUACUUGGCUUUCAGCUCUGUUUAUGAUAACCAUAAUACCAGUCUAUUAUACAUAUAUUAUAACAUGAUGUCAUGUGCAGACUAUAAAAUAGCAAAAUAGAGAAGGCAGGGGGAAAUUUUUGCAUUUAUAUUUUUAUAUUGUAUGAGAUAAAUAUAUAUAUAUAUAUAUUCAACUAUUCAUUCAAAACCAGGGCUGCUGUGGAAGCUAGACAGCCAAUGAGUCGAGAGCCAUCUCUGGGUGGAGAUUCAAAGGCUUAAAAAAUUAUAUUCUAAUUUACAUUAUUUAUACUAUGUCUUUAUAAUCCUAGAUUGUUGUGGGGUUUUUGUUUUGUUUUGUUUUGUUUUGUUUGGAAUGACUGAAAGAAAAACCUGCUGCGGUUUGGUGGCAGGAGCUAUCAAUGCAAGAUUAUCUUGGAUUAUAUUCAUGUGAUGAUGUCCUACAAAGGUUCACGUAUUCUCUUGUGACCAAGGUAACAUGUUCCACAGCGCAGCAGACUGAUGACAGCAGGAAGAAGGGAUGCUCCACUUCUUCCUGCGAAAUCUUUCUUCCUUUCUUGAAGGAAUGUGGAGUCCAGCUGAAAUGUGAAUGGGGGACUUGCACCUUCCAUCACAAAGAGAUUGUUCUGUGGGCUUGGGGCUCUUUUUUGUUUUAUUCUUUUAAAGUAAACAAGCUCCAGGCAUCCACACAAUAUCACUUCAGGUUAGAAAAGAAAAAAAAAAAGGAAUAAAAAAAGCAACAACCAACCAAAAAAAAAAAAAGAAAAAACACAAACCACACAAACAAAAAAGGUGCAAAAACUCCACAGAUGCUAGUGCCUUGCCCUGCUGAUGUGGCAUGGACAGCACCAACCUGACCAGACCAUCAUGGGAGUGAGACCUGUUGUCCAAAAGGUGUCCAAGCCAACAUGUUCUCACUUCCCAGAGGGAUGAGCUUUGUGCCAAGCUGUGUUGUUUGGAAACAUGAUGGUGGUAUCAGCAACACUGAACCUUUCCUUUCUCCUGUUACCCCCCCUGCCCUUGGUCUUGGUGCUAAGAUAUCUCUAGAACCGUUGCUGCUAGAUGAUAGCUUUUCAUUUAUAUAAAAAUAUAUAUAUAUAUAAUAUUAUUUUAUUUUUUAAAUGUUUUUGUUUGUUUUCAAUGGAGAUGUAGCAUGUUUGGAACCGAUCUCUCUCAGAGUCACUUUCACUGCCAGGGUUCACGCACUGUCUUCCCCAGGAAAACACACACUUCUACCUAGGUCUCACUCACCUCCUGCUAACCCCUUUGCCUUCAGUAGAACUUCACAGCCAGCACUGGGCAGAGGCAUGCAGCCAAGCCACUACGGACUGGUUCAGCUUUCACAUCCCACAGGAAGAGCUAGACUGGUGUUGAUCAGGGUUUUGGAAGUGUUUGCCGCUGUCCCUAUAGGACUGAGGAGGGACUGAGCCCACCCAAAGCACUAGUGGUGGCUCAUCCUUGUGCUCAGACUCUGCCCCCUUUUCUGUAAAAUGAGGCCUUUUGGUCAGACAGUCCCAGUGGAGUAGAGUAGACCCUGUGAAUAUAGCAGCGAGGGCUGGUCAGGCAGCGUACCCUCUGUAGCACUUAUUCCCUCUGCCUUACCUCUGACAGCAUGUGCAGCCUGAGGGUAGCUCGGGCAGGAGGGGGCACCUGCGCCAGCGCCAUCCACCUUUUGCCAAAGUGCUGUCAAGGUUGUAGGCACUGAGUGCUUUUCCCUGUGGUCCUCAUGGAAAUGUCACAAGCUAGGUCAGGGCAUCACACUGUCACAGCACAGGGACAUCGAUAUGUAACACCUAGCAAGCAAAAAAAUGGCUUUGUUUGCAUUUUUUUCUGUUUUUCCCUAUAAAUGAUGUGAUAAAAUUGACUCAUUCAUCCAGAGGAGUAAAUAUUAAACUGGAAACCCUCUGCCAGCUGUGCAGACUUGGAUGGUUGUUUGCCUGAUCAUAAAGUAGGGAUCUUUCUACACAAGUUACUUGUAGCUCUCCGGGCCUGGUAAAUAGGCUCUGCUCAGGGUGCUGCCACUAAGCUCAUGGAGCUGCUGCCUGUUGAGGAGACGGCAGGCUUCCUCCCUUUUUAAAAUGUAAGGAGAUGCAAAAAGGUAAAAAAAAAAAGAUUGCUGCUCCAUUAGUUUCCAACCUGGAGAUGGGCAAGGUGAGCAUAAUCAUAGAGUCCGUAGGAACUCCAUUAGCUCUUUGUGGAUGGAGUCGAAAAAUCACCUGCCUUUCUGUUAGCAGCAGCAAAAGUUCCUUGGCACAGAACCCCAUCAAAGUGCCUGGCCCACAUGGAAGGAAGGGAUACUUGAGGACAGACUCCAGACACUUUGGAGACAGGAGUGCUCUCCCAGGGCUUGUGCUGAACCACCUGAGGGGCCUGUUUACAACUCCUGAUCUGAGCCUCCUAACUUUUGCCACUGGGGAGGAAAUGGUGCCUUGCCUUCUCGGCAAGAGCUGCCAGAGGUCCUAUUCUGAAAUGAUUCCUCCAAUUUGUCACUCCUUUCCUUUGCUUCAUUUGCAAAUCCUGCUCUCAUCAGUGAUACCUUUCAUCGGCAGCUGUUAUUCCUAAUGGCAGAGUGAAAUGUACAGCAGGUGGGAUUUUUUCUCCAGGCAGUCAGCUGACACAGGGAAAGUGCUUGUUUCUUUAGCAAAUAACUUUGCUUACACCUGCAAGCAAUGUCAGUAGGAAGCAUGAUUCCCUGCCACUGGAUGUUGCAGAUAUUCAUGAUGGGAAAGGUCAGAGACCCCUUGCAUUGGUGAUGGGGAGAGACAAGAGGUUGGCAGAGCAGCUGGCCCAGCCCAGGCCAGCUCCUUCGACACAAUUCCCUGUUACACCCCCAUCAGAAAAUAAUCCUGGCCUUUAUCCUAGGCUAAUGCAGGUGCUUUGCAAGCUUUCCCUCCAGGAUUACUUGCCUAUCUCAGAUCUCUAGCUCUUACUUUGAUGGAUAGUCUGUGGAUGGAAAUGUGCCAGCAUAAGCAAGAUAGGGAGGAGGGAGGAAUACUGAUGCAAAAUGCCCCUGGCUUACCAGUACCCCCCCAGACUUUCCUGGGAGCAGGUGCAUUUCUGUUCCCUGUUUGCCUAGGCCUGUCCUGGUGUCAGUGACACCAGGUGUCAGUGACACCAGGAGGCAGCAGCAGGCAUAGGGAGCACACAGUGGAGCACAGGAGGAGGCCUCCUUGGCUUGGAGAUCACCGUGCAUCAGGUUUAAUCGAUGCCUUUCCUGCUGUGCUGAGCGAGUGAGAGGAAAUUGUUUUGAAUGUGUUGCUCACAGCAUCUUGAACUUGUUUCGCUGCAAAGACAGAAGGGUUCAGUUUUUCUCAAAUGAGCUCUUUAUUCUCUUCUUCCCUCUGCAUCUUAGCUAUGGCAUCUGACUGUGAAUAAUGCACACUUCUCCCGACCCUUGGGUUUGUAUUUCUAGCCCAUAGGAUUUUUGGUUACCAAUUUCCCUUCCCCACUUUUUGCUCAGGCUCCUUGCCUCUUUUACCCUGCUGUGAAGCAGAAAUCCGUGAAGCACAUUCAGACGUCCUUUUGCAGGGCUUGCCAGUGUCUGCAGGGGUCCGGGCCCUCCAGCCAUGAGACUGACCUCAGCAGGGAUAAUCUUCACAAGAGACCAAAGCUCUUCCCAUACCAGCAAAAGCACACAGGAGUUAUGGUGGGUUGUGAGGGGACGCAGUGGGCAGGGUCCUGGUAUGUCAUCUGCCUUGGAUCUUGAGCUGACUGCGGCAGUGUCCCCCAUGCUGGUCACACUUUUGCUGAUAUGACUAUUCAGACAUGAUUCAGGCUUGGUCCAUCUCUUUCUCACAGCACAAACUCAACCAGGUAGCCCGUGGGGGUCUUUGGAGUCCCGCUCCUUUCUUAUCUCAUGAGGAUUGCUGUUGUUUGUUUGACCAGUGUGUAAGACAGCCUAGACAGCCAGCUUGCGGAUAAGCAGAAACAGCCUCUGCCUUUGCAGAUUCCCCUCUCAGCCCUGUCAAAAGAGGUCUUAAAAGCAGAGAAAUGGUACGUUGAUCCCCCAGCCAUUGUAUACAAUGCAGUAAUGCCUAUGCAAUUCCUGUCUCCCUUGGAGACAUGUAUGAUGUGUGUGCAUGUAAGCUAGUGUAUGUAUACAGUACAUAUGCAUAUGGUCUAUAUAUUGUAUAUACGCACAUCCCAGUACAUAUACACACAGUAAAAAAGAUUAAAAUCACAUGCUUAUAUAUCUAUAAAUAAAAUCCUAUAUAUUUAUAUAUUUCUAUGUUUUCGAUAGAUAUAAAGAUAUAAUAUAGAGAUAGACUCAACCACCCUUGUGUAAGGCUGGCCCUGUGUUCUAGCACAAGGCAUGUAACACUGAAGACUUUGGACUUUGAAAUGGUUUUAGCCAUAACUGAGGCCUACAUUUACAUGUACAGUACUCUAUGGAGAGGGGCUUUACUGUGUUUGGGGCAAGGGGUUUCCUUGCUGGCAUGUUACCCAAGUGAUAAAUAAGGUUUGUUUAAUAGAAGAAUGUCUUGGUAGGGAAAAAUGCUCGAGUGUCCUUGUCUUCUCCCAAGUAAGCCUCUUGCUGAGGUCCUGUGUGUUCACACUUGGACAGAUACAUAUCCCACCCUCAUAUACACUUUUGUCUCUCUGCAUGGAUGCAUUUAACAACAGUGGGUGCUGGUGCUGGAAAUGUGGCUUUCUGCUCUUCCGCCUGGUGUUUCUCAGUAGUUGCCGGCACACUGCUAGGGACACCCUGCACUGGCCAGUGCUCACACAACACGCAGUGAGAGCGUGGGUUAACCUGGGGGCGCGAUCAGUGAUACAGCCAUGAUGCCAGGAUAAAGGCAGCAGGAGAGCAAAGGUGUUACUGAGUGGGGGGAAAGUUACUGCCUCACAGUCGGACAUGGCAGGGAUGGUAUAUGGAGCUGGAGCAAUAUGAAUGAGAAGGAACCAUGAAUUUGGAGCAAUAUGGAUGGGAGUGUGUGAUCCCCACUGGGGAGGCACAUUCAACUCUGUUGGGUCAGACUGACUGCUCCCUCAGGUCUCACAGCUACUCCUCAGCUGGUGAGCAGCCUGCCUGGCUGGGGUCCCAGGGAGGUUUUCUGGAGGAAAGAGAUUGAUGUGAUUGUGUGGAAGACAUGGUCGGUGAUGCAUGUGUGCCUUUGGGCCCCAACACACAGCAUAUGGACCUUGCCAGGCUGAAGCACCGAAGGGUGCAGGCCUCUUACCCUUCCCAUGCAAAGAGUCACCUACUUUCCCAUGACCAGCAUUUCCAUGCUGGGAUGGGGGUGGAUCCAAACAAUGGAUCAGCCUGGUGUCUCCCAAUGCCUGUGGGAUGGAUAGCUGCCUCAUCCCUCCAUCCCUCCCUUCACACAGCUGCUCGUAGGCCACUGACCCUUCUGCAUCCUGAAGCCUUUGGCUGACUCCGGAAAGGACCCACGAGGUGCCUCUGGCCAGUCUGGCAGCUGGUGGUUACUCAGUGAGCUGCUUCCCCACAAGGGUUGAAGGAGGAGGUUUGCCUUUGCAGCUCCAUGCCAGGCCUGGCAACCACUGCACUCCUUGCCGUUUGUUUUAUUUGUUGACUUCAGUCUGGAGGAGGGUGAGUUGUAAUUCUGACGUCCGAAUGACUUGUUACACUGGUAUUGCCUGAGCAGACACUGUGCAAGCUCCCCCCAAGCCCUGUCACACACCUCAGUGCCCUCUCCCAGGCCUCUCUCCUCCACACAACUGGUAAUCCACCUCAGCCGCCCCUGCCUGGCGGCAGCUCCCCACUCUGCCACAGCCCCUCAGCUGUGCAGCACCACGGGGAUCUCCUCGACACCUGUUCCUCACAAACCUCAGAGACAGUUUUCUCACUCCUAGCCCCCUCCUCAGAUGCCACUGACACUCAUGUAAGCUCAGCCCGCGGCCUCGCCUCCCCACCGCCUGUGCUGGUGGUGCUGCCGCCCGGCGAGGGGCUCCCAUGCACUGCACCUCAUGUCAAAUAAGCUCGCUGGGCUAUGUGGGGGAACCAUGUCUCAUAUGCUGUAAUGUCCCAAAUGCUACAGGAGGGCUACAGAGUUUUCUGCCAGUCAUGGCAUCCUCAUAGACUCACCCGACAGUUAGCAAAAAUGCAUUUCUACUUCUAGAAAAUGAGGCUUUAUCUCAAACCUCUCUGUAUCCACAUCCAAGCACAGCCCUGCUGAACUGUUUCAAGCGAUCUCUCACCCACCCACUCACCUACCACACACACAUAUGAAUGAGAGAAAAAUAUCUAGACGUCUAUUACUACAUAUGUAUUAAUAUGUUAAUAUCACUCUUUUCGAGAACAUUAAAAUGUUAUUACUUUACAGACUAUGCUUUAUAGUACCUGUGUGAAAGGACCUAGGACACUGGAUACGAAUAGAGCUAUGUUGAUAUAUCAUAGUAUGUACACGAGAACUUUCCUUUUGUCAUAUUAUCCUUGUAAUGUAAAAUGAUUGUUAAUAAAAAAAAAAUUAAAUUUA